Molecule: messenger RNA, 3579 nt
Organism: Cavia porcellus (domestic guinea pig)
Lineage: Eukaryota; Metazoa; Chordata; Mammalia; Rodentia; Caviidae
Exons: 4
Biological process (GO): DNA integration; virion assembly; proteolysis
Molecular function (GO): aspartic-type endopeptidase activity; RNA-DNA hybrid ribonuclease activity; nucleic acid binding
Source: RefSeq, a predicted model, not a curated record
AUGAUCUCAACGGCUCAGCGUCCCUCUUCGGCUCCAACUCUCUCUCCGUACUCCUCACCUCCCUCUGUGGCCUGCUCCGAGACCGGUCCCCCUGGGCCUGAGGGCCCAGCCUGGAACACCCGCAGUAAACAGCGGCCAGAGGACCCGGUCGUCACUCUCCCUCUCCGUCCCUAUGGGCCCACUAUAAGUGAUGGGACAGCGGAGGGAGAAAUGCCGGCCCUUCAAUACUGGCCAUUCUCAUCCUCAGACUUAUACAACUGGAAAAAUAAUAACCCCUCUUUCUCCGAUGACCCCUCUAAGUUAACAGGCCUAAUGGACUCACUCAUGUUCUCUCACCAACCCACAUGGGAUGACUGCCAACAACUAUUGGGGGUCCUGUUCACCACCGAGGAAAGAGAUCGAAUCCUUCUCGAAGCCCGAAAAAAGGUUCCAGGAGAUGAUGGCAGACCCACCCAGAGACCCGAUCGAAUUGACGAUCUUUUCCCGCUAAAGCGCCCCGACUGGGACCCCAACUCUCCUGACGGUAGGCAGCAUCUUUCCAUCUAUCGCCAGACUCUAAUGGCGGGUCUCUGGCCGCCCGCAAGGCGCCCUACCAAUUUGGCCAAGGUAAGAGAAAUAACUCAAGGGCCCACUGAGACUCCCUCAGUUUUUCUAGAACACCUGAUGGAGGCUUACCGACGGUACACGCCUUUUGACCCUGAAGAUGAAGGCCGACAGGGCUCAAUCGCCAUGGCCUUCAUAGGGCAAUUGGCUCCUGAUAUAAGACGUAAGCUCCAAAGGCUAGAUGGUCUACAAGACCUAACCCUGAGGGAUCUCGUUAAGGAGGCUGAAAAAGUCUAUUAUAAACGAGAGACAGAAGAGGAAAAGGAGUUAGCCAGAGACAAAAGACGAAACAAGGAAUUGACAAAGGUGUUGGCCACAGUUAUCCAGGGUAAGCCUGAGACAGGAAAGGGAAAGCCCAAUCGCCCCCCAUUAGACCCUGAUCAAUGCGCAUAUUGCAAGGAGAAAGGACACCUGAUCAAAGACUGUGAAAAACUUAAAAGAAAGCGAGCCAAAGAGGAACGAGAAAAGCAGUCCUCACAGUGGCAGCGAGCCCCCAUGCUCGCCUUAGAUGAAGAGGAUUAGGGACUUCGGGGCUCGGUUCCCCUCCCCGAGCUCAGGGUAACAUUUAAGGUAGAGGGGACUCCCGUGGAAUUUGAGGUUGACACAGGAGCUGUUUACUCUGCCCUUCAGGCCCCCUUGGGAGCCCUUUCAACCAAGAAAUCGCUAGUUCAAGGGGCUAACGGGAGCAGAUACCGCUCAUGGACCACCGAAUGCACAGUCGACCUGGGAAAAGGAAAAGUAAAACAUUCCUUCCUGGUCAUCCCAGAAUGCCCUGCUCCCCUGUUAGGAAGGGACCUGUUAACUAAAUUAGGGGCAAAGAUUUCCUUUGAGCCCCAGGGACCUCAGGUGACAUUCCGCAACCCGAAGGUUGGACAGCCCAUAGUCACAAUAUUGACUCUGAAGUUGGAAGAUGAAUAUAGGCUCUAUAAUGAUCAGAGUCUCCAACCUGUUCCUCCUGCUUGGUUAGCUGAUUUCAAAGACUCUUGGGCUGAAACGGCUGGAUUGGGACUAGCCAACCAACAGCCACCUGUAGUGAUCACUCUAAAGGCCACUGCCUCCCCCGUCCGAGUUAGACAAUACCCCAUUGGCAGAGAGGCCUACCAAGGAAUCAAGAUACAUAUACAGAGACUUUUAGAUCAGGGGGUAUUAACCCCUUGUCAAUCUGCAUGGAAUACACCACUACUCCCUGUUAAGAAGCCAGGAACCAAUGACUACAGGCCAGUACAGGACUUGAGAGAGGUCAACAAAAGGGUGGAAGACAUCCACCCCACCGUGCCAAACCCCUAUAAUCUCCUCAGUGGCUUAAACCCAUCCAGAACCUGGUACACUGUCCUAGAUUUGAAAGAUGCCUUUUUCUGCUUGCCCCUCCAUAAGGACAGCCAACCUCUGUUUGCGUUUGAAUGGACAGACCCAGACUCCAAAAUAAAUGGACAGUUGACGUGGACGCGCCUCCCCCAGGGAUUCAAGAACAGCCCAACUAUCUUUGAUGAGGCUCUCCACAAAGACCUAGCUCCAUUCCGAGCUCAGCACCCGGACCUCACUCUACUUGAUUCAGAGAAGGACUGCAACAACGGGACCCAAGAUCUCCUACGUGAGUUGGCCGCUCUGGGGUACAGAGCAUCAGCAAAAAAGGCUCAGAUCUGCAAACGAGAGGUAAUCUUCCUGGGUUACACCCUAAGGGAAGGAAAAAGAUGGCUCACUGAGCCUAGAAAACAGACUGUGGUCCAGAUCCCUCCCCCCAAAAAAGAAACUCCAGAACCAAUUCUUCAUACCUGCCAAGAUAUCCUGGCAGAGGAAACCGGGGUGCGAUCGGACCUGUUAGAUUACCCCUUGCCUGAUGCUGAGGUGACCUACUUCACUGAGGGAAGUAGCUUCUUGGUCCAAGGUAAGCAGUAUGCGGGGGCAGCCGUGACUGAUCAUUCCAAUGUUAUCUGGACAGCCAAACUAGAGGAUGGGUCCUCAGCACAAAAAGCUGAAUUGAUUGCUCUUACUAAGGCUCUAGAGCUCGCCACAGGAAAGCAGGCUAACAUCUACACGGACAGCCGAUAUGCCUUUGCAACAGCCCACAUCCAUGGGGCCAUAUACCGCCAGCGGGGACUUCUGACCUCUGCAGGUAAGGAGAUAAAACACAAACAGGAGAUUCUUCAACUGCUGGCUGCAGUCAUGUUACCCCAGAAGGUGGCAAUAAUACACUGUAACGGCCACCAGAGAGGAACUGAUCCCAUUAUAAAAGGAAACAACCUGGCCGACCAGGCAGCGAAAUCUGCAGCUAUGGGUAGCUCACAAAUGUUAGAGAUGUUGGUGACUGAUACCAAAAAUCCUCCUCCUAAAGAGGAAGCUCAAAUUAACCAGACCUCUGAGGUAACAGACCUGACUGCCUAUAUCCAAGAGGCCCACCAGCUCACCCACCUGGGGGUUAAAAAGCUAUGUCUGUUGGCCCAACGCCAAGACUUCCCGGGGCUAUCUCCCACUGCCACAUGGGUCGUGACUAACUGCAAGGCUUGUCAAUUAACUAAUGCCUAUCCUGCUAAGCUGGUCCCAGGCAAAAGAUUGCUCGGUUCCAGGCCUGGACAAUACUGGGAAGUAGACUUUACCGAAGUUAAACCUGCCCGGUAUGGACUUAAAUAUCUGUUAGUCUUUGUGGACACCUUUUCUGGAUGGGUCGAGGCCUUUCCUACCAAAAAGGAAACUGCUGCCGUAGUCACAAAGAAGUUGAUGGAAGAAAUUUUUCCCCGGUUCGGACUACCAAAGGUAAUAGGGUCUGAUAAUGGGCCGGGGUUUGUGGCUAAGAUCCUCUUUGGCACUCCACCCCCCAUUCGGGAUCUCACUCCCUUGGCUGAACAUUCCACCCUGUUACCAUCCUCCUUGUCUGACAGGCUCGUCGCCCUUGACCACCUACAAAAGGACUUGUGGACCCAGCUAGCCUCAGCCUACGCCCCCAGCGAAUCUCCCAUACCACAUCCAUACCAGGUAUGA